UACCUCCAACGUUGUCAAUUUUCUCAUUUCACGGCUUAUUGGCUUUAGGUAGGUGGCUGUAAUGCUACAUGUGCGACAGAUAAUGCGACCACUAUUACUGUCUUAGACAAGACAAAAGAUUACUGUCACUAUCAAAUAUUUUUAGGUUAUAUUAUUAAAAAUAAAGGCGGUAAACGUGAAAAACUCGAAAAACUGCAUGUUUUGUAACAAUACAUUGUGAAAAUAAAAAAAUACUUGAUUGGAUAAUUAUCAUUUAGAUAUAAAAAAAGAAAUGGAAAAGUACAGCCACCCUGAAAAGUGAAAAAUAUAUUCUAGCCAAGAUCGAGACGUAGAGGGGUUAAAAUAAUAAGCCAUUUUAAUAAAAGUAUCUAUUUCGACCGGUCAAAUUACCAAGAACCAACCAAGAAAAGCAGUAUAAUUCUAGUACUAGUUCGUUGCGAUGUUUAGAUUAUCCCGUCACACUGGAUACAUGAAUUUUAAGGAAAAUUUAAAUCAAUUUUCAACACCCAAAGUUUCCAGAACAGAAAGAAAAUAACUAGUAAAAGAAGUAAAACAAGAGAUAAUAUUCCUCGUCCUUGAGCCCUCCAAGCAUCUGCAGAGCACAGUCUCGCACCAAACAACCGCAGAUAGAGCUGCGAACGAAUAGUUCCUGACCUAGCCACUGUUCCCAAAGAGAAGGUUAGGGAGAAAGGGUUCGUGCAACGAUUGAGUGAAACUGCCAGAGUUCACCGUGGAUAACCGUUCCACCAGGGUAACGGUUCCAAAAGAACGAUUGGGUUAGAAUUCCGAGAAAAAUAGACAAUUGAUCCAGUACUGUGUGAGCAAGGAUAUAGCAAGUAAAUUCGAACUUAUACAGUAUGUAUCUCGAGGUGUGCGUGGCACCAGAAGGUUGUUAGAAGCCAGGAUAACACAAGUGUAAUACACACAACAAUACCUCACACACAAAAGUUACUACACUUACACAUUACAAGUCCUUACUACAAUACAAAACACAAAAAACGAAACAUGUCAGGUACCAGAUCUAGAAACAGACACAACAACAACCCUUCCCAAAAAAGACUGUCCCAACACGACCAACCCAGCACCUCAAAACAAAACCUAUCCAGCCCAUACGGUAACUGUUCAGAACCUGUUCAAGAGUAUACUCACAAAUACUACAUGAUGCAAAUUCCUACAAAACUUUCCAGUCAAAGAAAAUUUUCCAAAUUCCUAGAAGACCGGAACCUCCUCGAAGGAACCUCCUAUCUCCUAGAGGUUCAAGCAACCGAACAACAAGCAAUUCUAUACACCAACGGCCCAAUCCCUAAUUUCGACAAUUGGAAAGAAUGUCUAAAAUGCUGUAUAGGCAGAAGUAUCAUACAGAUACACAGAUACAAACCAUGGGACUUCAUGGACCCAGAUACAUCAACAACAGCACAGAGUCCGAAAAAUUCCGAACUCACAGAGCAAAACACUAUCACUGCCUCUCACUCUAUGGUCAACAACCCUUCCGAAUUACAAACAAAUCCAACCGAAAUAGACGACAAUAAUCUUUCUGUCGUCGCGCAAUGCUCAGAAAUGUCAGACGCAGAAUUCGACAGCGUACUGAGAGAUUUCCCGACAGAAUUCGACACAAAAUGUGCAAGCAUAUCCAAUAUGCAUAUCCAAAAAGAAAAACAAAUGAAACAAGAAGAAAAAGCACUGUCCCGACACGACCAACCCAGCACGUCAGAACAAAACAUAUCCAGCCCAUCCGGUAACUCUACAGAACCUGUACAAGAGUAUACUCACAAAUACUACAUGAUACAAAUUCCUACAAGACUUUCCAGCCAAAGAAAAUUUUCCAAAUUACUAAAGGAUAGUAACCUCCUUGAAGGAAUCCCCUUUCUCCUAGAGGUCCAAGCAACAGAACAACAAGCAAUCUUAUACACCAACGGUCCGAUCCCUGAUCUCGAAAAUUGGAAUAUCUGUAUAGGCAGAAGUAUCAUACAAAUUCACAGACACAAACCACUAGGCUUCAUAGACCCAGAUACAUCGCUAAACACUAUCACUUCCUCUCACUCUAGGGUCAACAACCCUUCCGAAUUACAAACAAAUCCAACCGAAAUAGAAGACGAUAAUCUUUCUGUCGCCCCGCAAUACCCAGAAAUCUUAGAAUUCACAAGAGUACUGACAAAAUACAUUACGGAAAUCGUCACAAAAUGUGCACAAAUAUCUAAUAUACAUAGCCAAAAUGAAAACCAAAUGAAACAAGAAGAAAAAACACUGUCCCAACACGGCCAACCCAGCACCUCAGAACAAAACCUAUCCAGCCCAUACGGUAACGCUGCAGAAGCUGUACUAGAGUAUACUCACAGAUACUACAUGAUACAAAUUCCUACAAGACUUUCCAGUCAAAGAAAUUUUUCAAAAUUACUAGAAGAUCAUAACCUCCUCGAAGGGAUCCCCUAUCUCCUAGAGGUCCAAGCAACAGAACAACAAGCAAUCAUAUACACCAACGGUCCGAUCCCUGAUCUCGAAAAUUGGAAACACUGGCUAAAAUGCUGUAUAGGCAGAAGUAUCAUACAGAUACACAGAUACAAACCAUGGAACUUCAUCGAGCCAGAUACAUAUUCCGAACUCACAGAGCAAAACACUAUCACUUGCUCUCACUCUAGGGUCAACAACCCUUCCGAAUUACAAACAAAUCCAACCGAAAUAGAAUACGUAAAACCUGUUCAAGAGUAUACUCACAAAUACUACAUGAUACAAAUUCCUACAAGACUUUCCAGUCAAAGAACAUUUUCGAAAUUACUAGAAGACCGGAAUCUCCUCGAAGGAAUUCCCUAUCUCCUAGAGGUCCAAGCAACAGAACAACAAGCAAUCCUAUACACCAACGGCCCAAUCCCUAAUUUCGACAAUUGGAAAGAUUGUCUAAAAUGCUGUAUAGGCAGAAGUAUCAUACAGAUACACAGAUACAAACCAUGGAACUUCAUAGACCCAGAUACAUCAACAACUCCACAGAAUCAGAAAAAUUUCGAACUCACAGAGCAAAACACUAUCACUCCCUCUCACUCUAGUCCCAGACUCUUUCUAUAUCCCGUCUUUCCAGCAGUACCAAUCACACCAAAUACUCCAACCAGCACACCAAUACACACACAAUCAAGUACCAGAUAUCCAACACCCCAUCCUCAACCUAGCACAACACCUACACACAACGCACAACCCCCUGUACACCACACACAACCUUCAACAGACUACAUAAAGUACAGAAUAAAGUAUAUCCCUCAAGACAUUUGCCAGCAACGAUUAUUCUAUCAGCUCAUCCUAACCAACAAUCUUGUUCCAAACUUGUACUCAAUAAAAGUCUUUCCAUACAAAAAGACAGCUUCUCUUUGGACAUUUCACUAUAUAGACCACAAAGUUCUUACAGCAAAUCUCCGACAAAUCACGGGAGACAUAUCCAUCUCCAUAAGCCCUAAGUGCAAAAUUCAGUCACAAGCUGCAAAUAAUCCAAAUCCUGCAAAACAUCAAACCAAUUUCCACUUAGUUAUUUCCGGCGUUGACAAAGAUUACUCCCUAAAAGAUAUCAAGGAAUGCCUAUCUGAAGAAAACAGAUUUCCAUUCACCAAAAUAGCUCGAAUUAUUGGCCGCUCUACUAAAAGCCGAACUUCUUUAGUCAGAGUUUUUACAAACUCUGAAACAAUGUACGAUGAUGCUCUCUUGAACGGAAUCCGGAUGUAUGGAAAACGGUUAAAUUGUCGGAUCCCUAAAGCAAGCAGUGGCGUUCCUAUCCGUCCAAAGAACUGUUGCAAAAGCGGAGAUGUCAGCUAAGAAUGCUCCCAAAAGGUCAUUACGUGUCCUAACUGCGGACUGUUUAUAAAUUGUUAAUAAAAUAGAUUAGUCCAUUCACUCAGGUAAAAUAUUGCAAAACCUGUGAAUGUUAAAGAACCUGUGAAUAUUAUCCCUAUUUCAUUAUCUCUUAUGUGUUCCAUUGCGCCUACUUCCUCUUCCGGGUUUUGUUUGCAUCUAUAUAGUUCUGUGAAGGGUGUUUCCCAUGAUCUAUUGUCAAUUUUAACUACUGGUUUGCCUUUCCUUUGUUGAGCUUUUAGGUAUCCAAAUAGUUGGGCGCUGUCGUUACUAUACUUUUCUAGAUCCGUUAACAGCUCUUUCAUCCACAGUUAUUCUUUUGUUGUUACAACAUUUAUCUGCUACUUUUUUUCUUUGUAUUCGUUUCGAUGAUGGUCUUCUUUAGUUGAUAUCCAUUUAUCUCUUGCUUGUUUUUUCUGUUUGAUUUUGAUUUCGUAUUUUGCAUCAAACCACUCUUUCCUUAUUUUUGUUUCCCUCUGUCCUAGCACCUCUUCAGCUGAAUUCAGAAUGGAUUAUUUUAUAUUUUUCCAUAUGUCCUCUGUGUUAUUUGCUUCUGUUAGAUUUUCUGCUUCUGCAUUAUUGUUCUCUUAGUUCCUGUACGUUUAACUUCUCCAGAUUCCAUCUUCUUUUGUUUUGUCUUGUUCUCUCUGUUUUAUUUUCUUCAUUUUCAUUUUUCUCCUAUUACUAGAAGAUGGUCUGUGCCCGCGUUUGCUUCUCUCUAUGAUCUGACGCCAUGCAUUAUUGCUUUCCAUUUUUUGGAUAUUAGUAUGUGAUCUAUCUGAUUGCCAUCUGUUGUGCCAGGUAUCAGCGAUGUUACUUUAUGCUCUCUUCUGUGCAUGCAGUUUGUGCUUAUAAUGUAACUGUUAUUGCUGCUAGUUUGCAUAAUUUUCUUACGUUAUCGUUUGUCUUGUCAUAAAUAGUUUCUUUCCUUGCUACUUCCUUAUUCUAGAUUUCUUUGCCUCUUUUUCCAUUGAAGUCACCAACCAUUAGUACUAAACUUACGUGCAUAGAAAUCGGCCCACUUAAAAAUAUGGUCAUUUUUGAUGUCUUAUCUUUCUUAAACCUGUUGGCCGAUUUAAGUGAUUUUUUAAACAUGCUAUAGCCUGAUUCUUUAACAAUACCACUGUAAUAAUAUUAUUGCUAAAAAGAUAAAUUUUCAUUGUAUACCGGGUGUACCAAUCAAACUGUGUUUUUUUCUCAAAGUUCGCAUCCCCUGUGGAAUAUUCUAUCAUUUAUAAAAUACUGAAAUUAAAACCCAACUAUAGCCUCAGGUUUUCUUAACAUUCUGUUUUUUGAUUCAUUCGUUUAUGUUGGAUUAUAAAAAAGUUAUGUACUUUAACAACUAGACAUGUUCUUCAUCAAUACACAAUGUUUCUAAAUAAGUGCGACAAACUUUAAGGUAUAAUUCUGCAUGAAAAAAUGACAGUUGGCUUUAUAAACGUAUGUCCGCAAAUGUUUCGUUUCCGAGAUACGGAAUGUCGAAUUUUUUCUUACAAACUGACGAUUUAUUUUAUUGCUUUAAAACCGGUUGAGAUAUGCCAAUGAAAUUUUGUGGGUUUUAAGACGUAGUUAUUGCACAUUUUUUGACAUACAAUUAAAAAUUUAAUAUUCACCAUUAGCGCGCUUACGCCCAGAUAGCACAAGUACGUUUUAUGGACAUCCAAUGGACGUACAUCUGUGUACAUUGGAACGUCCAAUGGACGUCCCGCUAAGGUACAAUGGACAUCCGAUGGACGUCCAACGAACGUCCAGAGUUCACAAAAUUGGACGUCCAUAGAACGUCCGCUACAAACGUACAGUGUACGUUGUUGAAGCUUUCAGUGACUAUCUUAUGUACAUUCAAUGUACAUCUGAUGUACAUUCAGUGUACGUCUUAUAAUCAUUUUUGUAGGGCACUUUUCAGAAAACUAUCUGGUGUCCAUAAUUUUUUGAAUACAUACAUAGCAAAAAGCCUUUAGGUAUAGGAAAUAGUUCCUAUAAUACUUUAAAAUAUUACAAAAAAUACCUUUUUUAUUUCUCUUUAUUAUAACUUUAUUAUAGGAACUUCAUUAAUGCACGACUGCACUUGCACGAUAAACAGGAAACACAAUGAUAUCACAGGAUUAUUAUAUUGUAUGUAAUAACGUAAUAAAGACAAAAUUCAGAUAAUGGCGCGCCAUCAAGCCAAGUAUGCCAUUUAAGAGGUUUAUUUCUGUUCUGUUCUUUCCAAACAUUAUUAGAACUUAGAGUCAGUACGGUUGUAUAUUGCAAGCGGGUUUUCCAUUCUGUGAAUUAUCAUAAAUACAUCCUCCUUCAGUAUUCCACAACAAUUAACAGCGAUAAUCCCCUAAAAGUACCUGCCUAAUACACCUUUUACGACCGAUAGCGUGAAGAGCGACAACGUUGUAAAGAAGAUUCUCAUUUAGUUUGGCGCGAAAUUUAACAGUUACAAAAUGCACAUUUAAGAUUUAAAUUUGUAGUGUCUAAUUAUUGUAAGUUCAAUAAUUACCGAUGCGCGAUGUAGCUCCGUUAUUCUGAAAAAGUUUUCCAUCCUUUUAUCAUCAUCUAAUAUUAUAUAGGUUUAAUUAAAAUAAUUUUAGUGGUUCAGUGUUUUAAUUCGAUGAUGAAAAAAUAUGUGACUACAUUUAUUAAAAGCUUCUUGUAUUCUACUAAUAAUAUUGCUUUGAUUAAAACAAGAAGCUAUAUAUAAUUACUCAUAAUAAUAGUCGCGUUUUGUGUAAAAUCUCCAUGGACCACAAAUGGAUGUCCAAUGUACGUUGAAAUCACACGUCCAAUGGACGUCGCGUAAUGGACGUACAUAGUACGUCCAGUUUUGGUCCAUGGACGUUUGGACGUAAAUGUACAUUAUAUGGACGUCCAUCGGACGUUGUGUGCUAUAUGGGCGUGUAAUACGACCGAUCAGAUUACUUGUAUGCACGCUAAUGGUGAAUAUAAAAUUCUUAAUUUUAUGUAAAAAAAUCCGCAAUAACUAUAUCUUAAAACCUACCAAAUUUCAUUUGCAUAUCUCAACUGGUUUUAAAGCAAUAAAUAAAUCCUCAGUUUGUAAGAAAAAAUUCAACAUCCCAUAUCUCCGAAACGAAACAUUUGCGGACAUACGUUUAUCUAUCAUUAAUUUUUCAUGCAGAAUUACCCCUUAAAUUUUGUCGCACUUAUUUAAAAACACCGUGUUUUGAUGAAGAACAUGUCUAGUUGUUAAGGUAACUAACUUUUUUAUUGAAGUUAUACUUCAAAAUGUUUUAAUUUAUGUAUGUAUCAGUCCAGAAAAGGUGUGGAAAGAAUAUAUAUUAGUGUUUUUAAAUAUAUUUUUCUACAAACGUGUUAAAAAUGCUACUUUAAGGCACUAGUGCUUUAAAAUUUUUAAGGCACAACUUUAAAAGUGAAUUGUCAAAUUGUGAAACGUCAAAAUAUUUAUAUUUCAUUUAUUAACAUUAAUAUUAAUAAUACAACUUGCGCAAUUUGAAAAAGGUGGUUUAAAAGGUUUUUUAUUAUAAUUUUGUCUUUGGAUUUGUCUUCCUUGGGCGUAAAAUAAUAAAACAUCUAUUUUUAUAUUUCACUUGUCACCGUGAUGUAUAAUUAUUUAUAUCUGAAAGGUAAGUAGCGUGCGGCUUGAUGGCCUUGUUGGUAGAGCAUUGGACCAGAGAUCAAAAAAUCGCGAGAUUGCGGGUUCAAAUCCCGGACGAUUCAUACUUUUUUCUUUUUUUUUUAAUAUUUGGCAUUGUUAAGUUUUGGUUCAUUUUUGGUAAUUAUUGUUAAUUUUUUGUAUUGUAACUGUUAAGUAGGUAUAUUUAUUUCGUUGAAAUUAUAUUAUAAUAGAAGUAUAACUUCUUACGUGCGUACAAAGUACACACACAUUCUUUUUAUUCAACAUAAACGAAUGAAUCAAAAAAGAGAAUGUUUAGAAAACCUGAGGCUAUAGUUGGGUAAUAACAUAAUAAUAACAUAAUUUCAGUAUUUUAUAAAUGCUAGAAUAUUCCACAGGGUGAUGCGAACUUUGAGAAGAAACACAGUUUGAUUGGUACACCCGGUACACAAUGAAAAUUUACCUUUUUAGCAACAAUAUUAUUACAGUGGUAUUGUUAAAUA
Diabrotica virgifera virgifera (western corn rootworm) is the source of this 7911-nucleotide messenger RNA. RefSeq lists its product as uncharacterized. The record is from RefSeq and is a predicted model, not a curated record. The coding region runs from base 1006 to 3792 and encodes 928 amino acids. The transcript is spliced from 2 exons. NCBI's taxonomy places the organism in Eukaryota, Metazoa, Arthropoda, Insecta, Coleoptera, Chrysomelidae.